Messenger RNA from Scaptodrosophila lebanonensis, 1800 nucleotides. RefSeq names its product leucine-rich repeat-containing protein 4B (gene Lapsyn). The transcript has 7 exons. Bases 264 to 1304 code for a protein of 346 amino acids. Lineage: Eukaryota; Metazoa; Arthropoda; Insecta; Diptera; Drosophilidae. The record is from RefSeq and is a predicted model, not a curated record. Gene Ontology annotation, molecular function: protein binding.
UUGAAUGGUUCCGGUGAUGCUCAACGGUCAGUGUAAAUGAAUAGUGAACACGGAAGGCGCACACAAUUCGAAGAACACGAAUCUGCAGAUGCGAAUGAUUUUGAAAAUAUCUAAAAGCGAAAUACAUAAUAGUGAGAUUUGAAAUAUGUUUCUGAAAGCAAUUGCUGAGUGCGAUCGAGAAUAUGCCUAAGUGAAGACAAUCGAUUUGCAAUAAUGCAUAAUAAACGAAAAUAUACCAGGAUUCUUGGCUAAUCUAAAGGAGCAUGGACCUGCAUUGGCUGCUACUUACAAUAUUCUGCACCCUUGGUCUGAGCAAAGCGCUGGCGUUCGUAUUUGUAAACCAAGACGAACACAAAUGCAAAUAUGGGCGCAUCGAGAAGCUGAUGCGGAUACGCUGCCACGACAUGAACCUCAAAGAGGUGCCACAAUUUCUAAAGACAUCAGUGGAGGUUCUGGACUUAUCAUUUAAUCGCAUCAGAAAACUGAAAAAAGCCUCAUUUGAGAAAUACACAGACAUUAAAUUUCUGAUACUCUAUGAGAACAUGAUAUCUUCGGUGGAGCCGGGUACAUUCUCACAACUGACCGCGCUGCAGGAAAUUGAUCUAUCAAACAAUGGUCUAACGACAAUUCCCAUGGAACUUUUCCAAUUGCCAAAAUUACGAAAUCUGUACGCAGACAGCAAUGACUUGGUGUAUCUGGAGCAAGACCUACAGACGCUGACAAAGCCAAUACGAGCACCUCUGGAGUAUUUAAACAUAGCCAAUUGUGAAUUGCAUGAUAUACCCGAUCUGGGCAUAUUGCCAAAUCUGUGGCAAUUGAACGCCUCGUCGAAUCCAUUACAAAAUUUCAACAUCGAUAAAUUGGCCAAUUUGUGUCAUAUGAGCGUCAUCGAUCUGACAAAGACUCAAAUCAGCCAAUGUAGUUGCCAGCAAGUGAACAAUCAUCUGUACAGGUUGAAGGCAAGUCCAAAGUUUGUGCCCGUUUGUAUGGACACACUCGGCACACAUGAAUGUCCACUGCCCUAUAAUCGGACUGUAGACUCGGCGACAUUUCACAGCUGCCUCAAUCGUUUCGACGAGGUGGAGGCGCAGAAUCUGUGGAUUUUUGUUUGCGGUUGCAUUGGCGGCUCCAUCGUCGUUCUACUAGUUGUCUGGUACUGCAUUUAUAAGUGGCGUAAGAGACGCGCCAAAAAAAAACCGAGACAGAGCCGAGCAGUCGUACAGAAUCGCAAGAAUUUUGUGAUCUCGCCACGCAAUGCGAUCAACAAUCGGCAGGUGGAUGAAGGCGAGCCUCUUGCACUGUGAUACUGAUUACUGCCCGAUAUACUUGUAGAAUGAAAUGUGCAUCUAGUUAUAGUUAAACCUAGAUAGAUUGUAGUUUUUUGUAUACAUAUGUAGUUCAAGCUAUUUAUUUGUUUUGCUUUAGUCUAAGUUAGCGCAUUAGUACAAGUACAACUAACCAAAAGCCAUAUACUAGGAGUACAUACAUACCAAAAAAUGCCUUGCUCAAGUGUAAUCUUCAAUAUUUGGGGAAUUGAGCUUCGCUUUAGAAAAAGAGCGAUCUGUUUUAGAAUACAUCCAUGGGUGCCUUAAUUUAAAUCAAGUGAUGUAAAGUAGCCAUCCAAAGUACAAUUGUGCUACACAUAUAAUUAGUACGUAUGAGAAUUGAAAUAGAUGAUUUUGCUUUUAUAUUCAGAAAAUUUUACUCGUAUUGCAUUAAAUAUAUAAAUUAACCAUAAAAACAGAGAAAAAUCAAGAAUUUUGUAAAUAAAUAAACCUAAUAGGAAUAAAUACGAUCAUA